AUGGCAAAGAGAGAGCGUUCGAUCAACUGGGAGAAAGAAGAAAAGGAUAUAAAAUCAGACGAUUGUGAGACAAGUAUGAUGACACCAGUGAGCCAAGUUGUACCAAUCAUGACUAAUUUUGUAACUGGAGACAAUGGUGAAAUGCCAUUCAAUGCACAAACUCUACAAGCAUCUUCUUGUCUCCCGAAUGUAAUUGUAAUUGAAGAGUCAGUGCCUAGCGGAAGUGACCAGCAAACACCAACAGCGAGUCGCUUAGAAAGUCGUCAGACCCCAAAGUUAUCUGCAAAAAAGAAAUUGUUAACAAAAACUUUUAAUUUUGGAGAGAGUUCCUAUGAAGACAUGCAUAACUAUCGCAAAAGAGAUGAUGAACGCCUGCAGAAGGAACAUGAGCUGCGAAUGAAAAACAUGGCUGAGAUACAUAAUCAAGUUAUGAUUAAUUUAAAAUUACAAAAAGAAAUCUUGGAAAAAUUUUUAAACACAAUAUAA
Messenger RNA from Diatraea saccharalis (sugarcane borer), 486 nucleotides. The record is from the annotation of a GenBank genome assembly. NCBI's taxonomy places the organism in Eukaryota, Metazoa, Arthropoda, Insecta, Lepidoptera, Crambidae.